Messenger RNA from Debaryomyces tyrocola, 116 nucleotides. The record is from the annotation of a GenBank genome assembly. Lineage: Eukaryota; Fungi; Ascomycota; Pichiomycetes; Serinales; Debaryomycetaceae.
AUGACUGAAGGACGUAUUAAAAUUCGAUCCACAGGUAUUAGUUCUCGGGGAAUCUACGGCAGUUGGUAGAUUUUGCGUUCAGUUGUGCAAGAAUUAUUUUAAAGCUGGUGAAGUAA